GCCUGGAACAUGCUGGCAAUGUUUGUCCAGCAUAUUUUUGUCGGGCAAUCGAACAAAAAAACACAAAAAAGUUGAUGAGUCAGCAGCACAUUCUGACGCUGAACACAACGCUAAGGCUAGCUGGCUAGCUAGCUACGGGAGAGCAAAAGAUGAAUGUCUCAACAUUGUGCCGAAGGUGCACAGCUCAGCUGCAGAGAAUAGCAGGAACUGUUCGUAAGGCUUAUGCAUACAAAGUUGCUAGACCAAUCUCAUGGUAUUCUCCUGGUCAAAUGAAGUUCUGUCCAGUACAAAGCCAACCUUAUCAACAUGUCAAUGGAUUUAGCAGCACCUCUUCUAUGUACCGAGAUGAGGGCAAUCUCAGCAUAAACCCUCUAAAUAUCAGCUCUAGAACUGCAAGAGGUCACUGGAAAAACACCUUUAUAUCUGCCUCACGUGCAAUGGACAACUACCUUUUAGACAUUGAGGACUUGGAAGACGUUACUGUUCACAUUCUGAGGAGUGCUCAUGAAGACGCUAGACCGAUGGACUCUUACCUCAAAUCUGAUGUUGAGAAAAGAGCAUUGGAAGUUUGGGGAAGCUGGCAGGUGCUGGAGCAUGAGCUAAAUCGACGAAGAGUAGUUGUGGAAGAGGAGGAAGCCAGAAGAAAAGGGCUGAAUACACUUAUUGCACACCUUAAGAAACUACAGAAGCACCAAACCAGGAAGGACAUUGAGUUCGAGAUGUUUGGAGGCCGAAGGGAGAGAGUGUCAUUGCUUAGAGGGUCAGCAAAGGUUGUGCUAUUGGCUAUAGCCAGCAAUUUUGCUGUGUUUGUCUUCAAGGCAUUGGCGUAUCAAUACUCUGGCUCGGCUGCUAUGCUGUCAGAAGCUGUACACUCUCUUGCAGACAUGCUUAAUCAGUGUCUGCUGGCUUUUGGCAUUGCUCAGUCUAUUCGUUCACCUGACCCCGAUCAUCCGUAUGGGUGGUCGAGGGUUCGUUACGUCUAUUCUCUCAUCAGUGGAGUGGGUAUCUUCUUCCUGGGAGCGGGGGUAACCUGUUAUCAUGGCGUCACAGGCCUUAUCCAACCUCAUGUGGUGCAAAACAUCCCCCUAGCAUUGUCGGUUCUCUCAGCAUCAGCUAUAGUCGAAGGAUUGACACUUUGGGCUGCAGUCAAGCAAGUACAAAAGAGUGCCAUUGAAACCGGAGUUAGUUUCAAAGAUUAUGUGUUGAGAGGUAGGGACCCUUCUGCUGUGGCUGUACUGAUGGAGGACAGUGCAGCAGUGGCGGGAGUAUUUGUGGCAGCCACUGCCCUGUGUAUUACUCACUGGACUGGAAACACAAUGUAUGAUGCUAUUGGAUCAAUCUCCAUAGGUGGUCUGCUUGGUGUGGUAGCACUGUUUCUUAUUCAAAGGAAUAGUAGUGCUUUAGUUGGAAGGUCAAUUCCUCCUGAGAGGCUCAAGCAACUUACAGACUUCAUUGAAAGUGACGUCAUGAUUCGGUCAAUCCACGAUGUCAAAGCUACAGACAUGGGAGCUGAUUCUGUGAGAUUUAAGGCAGAGGUAAACUUUGACGGUAGAGAAGUUGCUCGGGUCCAUAUCAACCGUUUGAACUUGGAGGCAAUUCUCAAGGAGGUACAAGGGUUCGGCACAGUAGCGGAUGUGGAAAAGUUCCUACUUGAACACGGCGAGCAAGUUAUUGAUGUGCUUGGAUCUGAAGUGGACAGAGUUGAAUCAGAAAUAAAGAAACAAUCUCCAGAGGUGCGGCAUGUUGACCUUGAAAUUCUUUAAUCUUGUUAUAGCAUAUACGGUACAUGCAACUAGAUGACUGUUGUAAUAAUUGUAUAAUAGGUUAACAAUGAUUUCAUUAUGAGUUUGUGGUUACUUCUUGACAACUCCCA
This is a messenger RNA of Halichondria panicea, 1873 nucleotides long. RefSeq names its product proton-coupled zinc antiporter SLC30A9, mitochondrial-like. The coding region runs from base 150 to 1763 and encodes 537 amino acids. The transcript has 17 exons. Gene Ontology annotation, cellular component: membrane; endoplasmic reticulum. NCBI's taxonomy places the organism in Eukaryota, Metazoa, Porifera, Demospongiae, Suberitida, Halichondriidae. The record is from RefSeq and is a predicted model, not a curated record. Gene Ontology annotation, biological process: zinc ion transport; intracellular zinc ion homeostasis; transmembrane transport. Gene Ontology annotation, molecular function: monoatomic cation transmembrane transporter activity.